This is a messenger RNA of Ricinus communis (castor bean), 5295 nucleotides long. RefSeq names its product cation/H(+) antiporter 15-like. Gene Ontology annotation, molecular function: antiporter activity. Gene Ontology annotation, biological process: proton transmembrane transport; regulation of pH. Gene Ontology annotation, cellular component: endomembrane system; membrane. The transcript is spliced from 2 exons. The record is from RefSeq and is a predicted model, not a curated record. The coding region runs from base 3182 to 5281 and encodes 699 amino acids. Lineage: Eukaryota; Viridiplantae; Streptophyta; Magnoliopsida; Malpighiales; Euphorbiaceae.
UCGCAAUUAAUUAUUGUACGAAGUUUGUGAGGACUCUUAAGAGAUCUUUGAUGGCGAGAGUACCCUUUUCUUCUAAUUUUUCUUUUUCUUUUUUCUGAACUGCGAAUGGAGAAAAUCAUUGCUACUGUUAGAAAUUACUCCCAGCAGAACGAAAAAGAAUUUCUCAAACUGUUCCUGAGUAACCAGUCAGCUAAUGUGUUUGUUGUUCUCUUUGAUGUUUAGGAUCUAGGCUUGAAUCAAAGGACUUCUUCCUCUGGAACAACAUCUGAGCAGUUCACUAAAGCUUUCGGAUCAGUUUCAAAGAGGGCUUAAGAGCUAGAGUUAGCAGAUUCUUAAAUAGCAAAAGCUUCACCUACCAACGAUGAGAGGCAUCUGAAUUUUUUUGUUGGACUUGGAUCAUCCACAAUCUUGCCUGAUGACAUCUAGACAAGCCAACUCCUUCCCAAGCAACAUUACAAUUGAUUCUAAGAAUCCCCUUUCAGGAGACUCAUUCGGUCAUCUUGCGUCCUAGGCAACUCCUUAGUUCCACCUCUCUUAUUCAGGAAUUCUGUCCAUGCUUUUUGCGUCUUCUCAAAGGGUGAUAACUUUUCAGUAUUACGUUUAGCAUUGAACUUAGGCUUUUAUAUUAUCUUCCUCAUUUUGAAAGGCUCAACUUUUUAUUUUAUUUUUAUGCUGCGAUGUGUAUGCGCUCUUCUAAUCAGAAGUGUUUUCAGCAGUUCAUUAGGUAAUGGAUUCAACUAUUUCGGGAGAGCUUCGUGAGGAUUUUCAUGGUCAUAUGGUGAGGGUACCUAUGAAUAAAUAAAUAAAGUGAUCAGAAUAUAUGCUGGAUAACAGCGAUCUGACUGCGAUAACAAAAUUACCCAUCGUAGAGGAUUGAUAUGUUGACAUAAUUAGAAAAUUAUCUUGAUCCAACAGGCUUGGAUAGAGGGAUCAAUUAUAAGAAUAUAUAUAUCAUAGAAUACCAAACCAUGUAAUUGUACCUCUGUUUAUUAUUACUUAAGCACAUAUCCUAAUAAUUUCAAUAAAAAUAGGAGGUUUGUUUAUCAUCUGUUUUGUAAUAAUAUAUUUGUCACUAAUUUGUGAUUAGUGCUAAUUAUCUGGAAAAUCAAGUAGUUAUAAAGGCCAGGAAAAUGUAUUUAGAAAUUUAGUCAAUGUAAUCUUUACACAUGUGAAAAUAGCACCAGGUACUUUUCUAAAAGAGCUGGAGGGCUAAAUAAAGGACUGAGAAUAGCAUGUAUAAUAUUUUCUGGAGAAAAUUGUAUUCCAACUACAUGUUUGCCAAAUAGUUGUAAGGCUGCACAAAUAAAAUAAUGGCAUACGUUUAUGUUGAAAGGACACUGAAUUAGCAGAUGAUUUUGAAGAUGUAACAAAACUUUGGUGUCUCCUAAAAUUAACCAUGUUUUGGAACUGGCUGAUCCUCUAAAAUUAUGCUUGAGAAAGAGAAGUACUCUCUGAAGGAGUUAAACAUGUCUUUUAGGUUGGCCCUAAAAUGCAAUUUGUUGUCGGCUCUACUUGUAUCCAAACAGGGAAUAAUGCAUUUUCGAUAAAUAAAUAAAUCGAAAAUAUCUUAAAAUUUGAAAAAAAAAUUAAUAAAUCAUUUAAAUAAAAUGAAAGGUUCUGACUAAGCUUCUUCUUCUUAUUAUUGUUAUUAUUUUAAUUCGCAUUUAUCAUAAAGAUAAAUAUUCAUUUAGUAUCUGAGAAUGGAUUUGAAUUCGAAACCUUAUUUGUACCACUUAAGAUAGAUUAUAAAAUAUAAGUUUAUUAUUAUCAGACCUUAUUUGAAAUGUCUAACCUGUGUUUAUGUUAACCUGCAAACAUCUAAUACAACUAAAUUACAAUACAUUUGAAGUGAUAGUAAGGCAAUCAAGACAUUAGAAUUUUGGUCAUAAUCUUAUUAAGCAGAUGUAUAGUUUCUGUUGGCAGUGAUUUUUUAUUUUCUUAAAAAAUAUUUUAUACACAUGUUCUGAUGCAUAAUAUAUUUGACAAUCAACAAUUACAGAUUUCAAGAAUUAUUUAGGGCAAAUUAAACAUUACUAUAUUAACUAACAAAACUCUGUAAUUUCCUCUUCAUCAUGCCAUUUCUGGAACAAUUCUAAUCUUGAGAGAUAUAUAAUUCAGAUAUUACUGAUAAACUUUUACUAUAUAUUACUUACAACUAAUCAUGUUAUACAAUUGGAUUUUCUUAAUUUAGUUCUUCUUCCAUAUCUGUUCCAUGUUGUUAGCUUUCAACUUUAGAUUACAUUAACAGCAGAUCUUAUUUUUUGCACGUUGAAGAUUGUUAACCUGGCCAACUUCUCAUCAUUCGCAACUUCUUUUCUAUAUUCACAUACUUACAGUUUGACGCCAAAGGCAUAUCUCAAACAAACUUCAAGUUCUAAGUCUCGAUCUUUUAUCUCUCCAUUACAGUCAAAUGUUUAUGCCAUUUCAUUUAAUUAAUUUACACAGUCUAAACCAUUAAGCAGUACAAGAUAAUAUAGAAUGUCUGUUACGUACACUUUAUCAAACCAUUUGGAGAAUGGAACAAUGUGCGUAUCAAAGUGUGAUACAGUAAUGUCUACACAAGGCAUCUUCUUUGGUGAAAAUCCUUUUGAUUCCUUAUUUUCGGUCUUUACGACUCAAGUCAUCUUGUCGUUGAGUAUCUCCUGGGUUGUCUACUUUGUUCUCAGGCCUUUAAGACAACCCAAGAUUGUGUGCAACAUCAUGGUAAGUUUUCCCUGUAAUCACUGUUUUCUUAAUUGAUAAUUCUAGUUAAUUCGUUAUCACCAUACUUAAGAUUUCACAUAACUUGCAAAUACCAAAUAUGUACUGUAAAUUCAUAUGUUUUUGGUGUGAGGUGGGUUCAAAGAAUGUGUUCUGGCAAUCAAAUAGGUACAAUAUUUAUUUUUGUUCGAUUUGAUAUAAAUUUUUAAUACGUGUUAAUUUUUUUAUUGUCGAAUAAUUGAUGAAUUCAGACUCUUAUAAGAUUGAUAUCUUAUUGUUCAUUAUGAAUCAUAAUCUAAACAAAUUCAUAAAUGUUAUUUAUUUAAUUCAUUCAUAAUAUAUUAUAUUUUGGGUAUACAGAUUGAGUUAAUGCAUUUGUUCCAUGAUCACUUUUCCUUGUAUAUAGGCUGGGAUAAUCUUAGGGCCCUCGGUAUUAGGUCGCAACAAGACAUUUCUGAAGACAAUUUUUCCAAAGGAAGAGAUGUUGAUUUUCAAUACAUUGUCUACACUAGGCGCAGCAUGCUACACCUUCAUUAUAGCAGUGAAAAUGGACACAAGUAUAAUCUUCAGGAUGUCAAGAAAUGCUUGGACAAUUGGUUUAUCUAGCUAUCUUGUCCCUUUUGUAGCCAUCUAUUUCUAUGGCUAUAUUCUUAACGCAAAGCAGAAAUCUGGGUAUAUCAUGGAGUUGCCAUCUCUUUUCCUGUCUUGUGCAUUCUCAACAACUUAUUUCCCAAUUAUAGCUCAUGUGAUGGAAGAGCUAGACCUUGAAACUACUGAAUUGGGCCGGCUUGUCAUGACAUCUGCUGUACUUAUCGAGAUGUUAAGUCAUGUUGUUUCGGUCGUAGUAAUCAUUUCUACGAAUUCAGAUAUUAUACGUUCAAUCAGAACAUUCGUCAUGGUAGUUGCACCAAUUAUAUUUCUUUUUUAUGUUGUUAAGCCGGUUAUACGACAAAUUAUCAAGAGAACGCCAGAAGGAAAACCAGUACAUGAAACUUACGUCAUUGCAGUAAUGUUAGGAGCUUUAAUUAUGACUUCUGUGAGCGAUUAUGCUUGGGGAAUUUAUCUUCCUGGUGCUUUUCUUAUGGGGGCAAUUAUACCGGACGGACCGCCUUUAGGUGCAACAUUAGUAGAGAAGUAUGAGUUGAUGAUCAUGGAAAUUUUUCUACCUUUGUUCUUUGUUCGAGUUGGUUAUCAGACGGAUGUUUCUUCAAUAAAGGAUCUGCGUACUUUCUACUUCACGUUGCUCUUCAUUGUCUUGUGUUAUCUGGCUAAGAUUGUUGGAACUGUGUUGGCUUCAGUAUAUGUCAAUAUAAGACUUAAAAAUGCUUUUCUGCUUGGGGUUAUUUUGAACUUCAAAGGGGUUUUUGAGCUGUCAAUUUAUCAGAUUUUCCUUACAAACCAGGCUGUGGAUAAGCAGUGUUACACUGCAUUAGUGCUAUUCAGUGUUUUCUCCAUUGCUUUUUUUAGUCCAUUUAUAAACAUUGUCUAUAAGCCUCAAGCUAGGCUUACCAAUCCUGAUUGUGAAACAAAAUACUCAAGAACACUCCAGUCAAUACCUCUAGAUGGGGAAUUACAUAUUCUUACAAGCAUUUACCAUGAAUGCAAUGUUCCUGGCAUCAUCAACCUGCUUCAAGCUUCCAACCCUAAUGCAGUUAGCCCUAUUUCUGCUUAUGUUAUCCAUGCCAUUGAGCUUGUCGGUCGAAACACUCCAUCAAUAAGCCCUUGCAGUGUCUAUGGAAAGAAACUGAAAAACAGCGCCUCACAGCAAAUUAUGCGUGCAUUUUCUAAUUAUUCAAGAAACUCAAAUGGUCUUAUCACAAUACAUCCAUUUAUUAUGCUUGCACCCUACAAGACAAUGGACAACAUCAUUUGCAAUCUUGCCGAGGAUAGACAUAUUCCUCUGAUCAUUGUUCCUUUCCGCAGGAUCAGUGGAGGUGUUGGAAGCAAUCAUUUGUUACGCGACUUUAAUUCCCGACUUCAAGCAAAUGCACCCUGCACUGUCGGCAUUCUGAUAGAAAAAGGAUCUCAUAAUUCUGUAACAAUGCUGUUAGACAAUCACUUCUCUUGCAACAUCGCAGUGCUCUUUAUUGGCGGUGAUGAUGAUCGCGAAGCAUUGGCAUUGGCGAUCAGAAUGUCAAACAAUCCGAAUGUGAAUAUUACUUUGAUAAGAUCAAUUGAUUCAAGAGAUAGUGGAAGUGACAGGCAACAAGAUGAGUUAUUGAUCAAGGAAUUCAUGGAGGAAAAUGUCAAUAAUGCUUCAGUUACCUGUGAGGAAGUGAUCGUGAAUGACAGUGUGCAAAUGCUGGAUUUGAUCCAAUCCUUGGAGCAUAAUUAUGAUCUUGUUAUUGUUGGGAAAAAUCCAACUGCAACAAAUUUUGAGAAAGAAAUGAUACAAUGGAUGGAAAAUCCAGAGUUAGGUGUUAUAGGUGAUAUACUUGCUUUAUCAGAUGACUAUAGUUCUAGUAAGAAUAUGUCAGUCUUAGUGAUGCAACAUUACAGAGGAUGUAAUACAUUAUUUAACAAUUUGUACACAAAUUCUUUAGGGUGUAAAUUUAGCGAUCGAUUGCAAUAUAUAGUAUAAUAUUUUUUCUCUAA